AUGUCUCUCACAAAAGUACCCAUAAAUGACAAUGAGUAUAAAUAAUCAGGGUCUCAAUUUCAUCAAAAUGAUGCUCCCUUGCUUCCGAAGAGGGAAUAUAAAAUGAUAUCGAAGGAGAAAAAGACUUAGCUGAUCCGAACUGUUCUUCUCUAGAAAUGCAAAAUCAAAAGAAUUGCUAAGGAUCUUAACAUCAAUUAUGCUACUGCUAAAACCAUACUACAUAAUUACAGAAAAAAAAAUAUUCAAUUCGACCAAAAAGAACAUCUUAAAUAGGUGUCCUACUCGAGCACAAGAAAAUUCUCAAAAUUGAAUCUCAAAAUAAUUCUUAACGAUAAAGUAGUAAAGGAACAGGAGUACGUGUUGCCCACCAUUUGAAAAAUAUACACAUUUAUUAUUUAUAUCCAUUUCAACUCAGAA
Paramecium tetraurelia is the source of this 417-nucleotide messenger RNA. RefSeq lists its product as uncharacterized. The record is from RefSeq and is a predicted model, not a curated record. The transcript has 2 exons. NCBI's taxonomy places the organism in Eukaryota, Ciliophora, Oligohymenophorea, Peniculida, Parameciidae.